AUGGCCUCAAAUAUGAUUAGGCUUGCAUUUCUUUCUACUCUCUUUCUUGCUGUUAAAGGCGCACCCGCGGGGUCUGAUAUAGGAGGGCUUCCGUUUCCUUUUCCGUUCUGUGCUUCUACCACAACUGUAACUCUGUCUGGUACUUUCACUGUAACAUCUACGAGCACAGUGAACUCGGUCACCAGUGUAGUCACACGCACGGCACUUCCCUCUGUGACUGUUGAAAGAGUCAACACUACAGUCUACUCGCCUACAGCCAUCAGCUGUAUGAGCACUGCAAAGACACUUGGACCCUACCCAGCUCCCCUCAUCACCCUAGGAGCCCGCGCAGAUGCAGCAUCGGCUGAGACAGCAGCCAGUAAUUGCCCGACGCUGCCAACAGUGACAAUCAUUCCGCCUUCAGUUACACCCGGGCCUUGCACAUGCCUAAGCGGUUCUUUCGAUGUUAUUACUGAUACCGUGACAACGACUAAGACUGGAGUGUCUACAACCACUACUACUCCAGUUAGCACCAUCACUGUCACUGAAACCUGGAUUUUGCCAACUCCUACUGCGUAUAAAGGGGUGAACUACUACCAAUACCUUAACAAGUAUGUCUAUCCUUACGGCGCAGGAGGUUGUGCAGACUGUGGCUUCGGCGGCGGUGGCUACGAAACCUCCGACUGGAAUGGUAACUACAGUUACUAUACCAGCGGACUUACUCAAAACAUCAACCUUGAGUCUGAGAACUAUCUCGACUGGAACACCAUCUUUUGCCAACUGCCUGGCCAGGCCUCAGCAACAGACUGCAGCCAGUGGACUGUUGUCUUCCAAGGAUUCCUCCAUGCCACCCAGACCGGCAAGUAUACUGUUGCCCCUUACUCAGUCACGGAUAAUGCGCUCUUCUUUUGGGGUGGACAGAAGGCGUACUCAUCCUAUGCAAAUGGCAACGUGGAUGGCGGUGUUAGCUAUACUCAGCCAGCAGGUCUGCCUACUACCUUUGACUACGAUUUGGUGGCUGGAGAAUUCUUCCCCAUUACUUUCAUUUACGUCAAUGGAUAUGGGCCGGCUAAGACUCAGGUUACCAUAACUGAGCCUAAUGGCACCACGUAUCCACAGGACUUGAACUUGUUUGUGCCACCUUGCCCUAAUAGCCCCUUUGUUCCUUAA
Molecule: messenger RNA, 1149 nt
Organism: Penicillium daleae
Lineage: Eukaryota; Fungi; Ascomycota; Eurotiomycetes; Eurotiales; Aspergillaceae
Exons: 5
Coding region: 1-1149 (382 amino acids)
Source: RefSeq, a predicted model, not a curated record